This is a messenger RNA of Erigeron canadensis, 611 nucleotides long. Its product is annotated as MYB-like transcription factor EOBI. Gene Ontology annotation, molecular function: sequence-specific DNA binding; DNA-binding transcription factor activity. The record is from RefSeq and is a predicted model, not a curated record. The coding region runs from base 7 to 585 and encodes 192 amino acids. Gene Ontology annotation, biological process: regulation of DNA-templated transcription. Gene Ontology annotation, cellular component: nucleus. The transcript has 3 exons. NCBI's taxonomy places the organism in Eukaryota, Viridiplantae, Streptophyta, Magnoliopsida, Asterales, Asteraceae.
AUAUAAAUGGAAAAGAAAUCGAGUAGUUCUUCUCAAGACGUUGAAGUUCGUAAAGGGCCAUGGACGAUGGAAGAAGACUUGAUUCUUAUAAACUACAUAGCAAAUCAUGGAGAAGGUGUUUGGAACUCACUUGCUAGGUCCGCAGGUCUUAAAAGAACCGGUAAGAGUUGCAGACUUCGAUGGUUGAACUAUCUUCGUCCCGAUGUAAGGAGAGGUAAUAUUACACCCGAAGAACAACUCUUGAUCAUGGAGCUUCAUGCUAAAUGGGGAAACAGAUGGUCAAAAAUAGCAAAACAUCUUCCAGGAAGAACGGAUAAUGAGAUAAAGAAUUACUGGAGGACAAGGAUUCAAAAGCAUAUCAAGCAAGCAGAAAAUAACUUCAGUGGGCAAACUUCUUCAAGCCAUGCCGAUCAUCAAGCGACUACAAGCUCAACACAAACUUGCAACGCGAUGAAUCCACUGGAAACGUACUCUCCGCCUUACGACAACUUUCAGAAUUUUUCAGGUCCAUUUCCCACCGAAACGAAUGAGAACAUGUGGAGUAUGGAGGAUUUAUGGUCAAUGCAGUUACUAAAUGGCGACUAAUUAAAUCGUUUUUUACAACACACAUA